Molecule: messenger RNA, 449 nt
Organism: Carcharodon carcharias (great white shark)
Lineage: Eukaryota; Metazoa; Chordata; Chondrichthyes; Lamniformes; Lamnidae
Product: NADH dehydrogenase [ubiquinone] 1 alpha subcomplex subunit 3-like
Exons: 5
Coding region: 1-381 (126 amino acids)
Cellular component (GO): mitochondrial inner membrane
Source: RefSeq, a predicted model, not a curated record
AUGUGUUCAUUAAGGGGAGAAAGCAGAUCGAGCAACUUACAGAUAGCCCCAGUUGGGGUGGGGUUGAAGCCAAUCAGUGAAGGGAUUCUGGGGUCAAAGGGGAAACUGGGUUACAUCCUGCAAGAUGGCCAUGAGGAGAGUUGGAUCUUUUUGAAGAAUGCCUGGUCUAAGGAGCCUGUGAUCAUGACAUCCCUCGCCAUAGGAUCCAUUGCGUUAAUCACAGCAGCGGUGAGUCCAAUGGCAGAUACACAGGCUCGUCUGAACAAGGCUGUUCCCUACAAAUAUCCAGUCCCUGUCCGGGAUGAUGGGAACAUGCCAGACAUACCUUCCCACCCUAGUGACAAGAUCGGACCAUCGCUGGAGUGGAUGAAGAAACUUUGAGAUGGAGUUUGCUCAGUUGAUGUCCUGUCUUGAAGCUGUGUAUUUAUAUUCCCUUCAAUAGAAAUUCC